GAGUUGUUUGAACUGGACUAGAGUUAUUGAUUUGUCAACAGGGAUAAGCUUAUUGGUUCUCACAGUGUGCAGAAGAUGGGUAAAUGCAAGGGUUGUGGGAAAUUAGGAAGGAUGCUGCCAAGGGAUGGGCCUGUGAAUACAUACCAUUCUGCUCUGCUGUGUUCUCCUGUUGUUUCUGUUUGGGAUUGCAUUGUACGUAAAAUGAGAUAUUCCUACAGACCUGAGUGGGUGUAGUCUUGGUGUUAUAGGAUUAUAUUAGUUCUCAAUAAGGGAAUUAUUUAGAAAUAGGUAGUAUCGAAAGUUUUUUUGAAAGAAAAAGGUAAAAGAGGAAAAAAGACAGCUUUAUAGGGAAAUGUAUACAAUUUAGAGGAACCUUAUUAAAGAAAAAAAAUCCUGAGUAAACAGAAGUCUGUGUUUAAAGCUUUUUAAUUUUCAUGGAUAACAAGGCAUGCAAUAAAGUGCAACCGGUAGUGAGAAAAGC
Molecule: messenger RNA, 481 nt
Organism: Theobroma cacao (cacao)
Lineage: Eukaryota; Viridiplantae; Streptophyta; Magnoliopsida; Malvales; Malvaceae
Source: RefSeq, a predicted model, not a curated record